CGUCUCCCCUCUCCUUCCUUCCCCUGACAUAAUCGCGGCGUCGGCGGCUGCGGCGGAACCCUCCCGGCGAUCACCGGACUCACCCCGGCAGGCAAAGCAAUGAGGAGGUACAGCCCCCAGUACCGGAGCCCCCCAAGGAGGGGAUAUGGUGGCAGAGGUAGAAGUCCCCCAAGGAGGGGAUAUGGAGGACGGAGGGAGCAGGGUUCAGGAAGCCUCUUGGUCCGCAACAUCCCAUUAAGCUGCAGGCCGGAGGAUCUUAGAGUUCCUUUUGAAAGGUUUGGUCCUGUUCGGGAUGUGUACCUGCCAAAGGAUUAUUACACCAGGGAACCCCGAGGGUUUGCAUUUGUGGAGUUUGUUGACCCUUAUGAUGCAUCUGAUGCACAAUAUCACUUGAACCGCUCAUUAUUUUUUGGCCGAGAGAUAACUGUUGUUGUUGCUGCCGAGUCACGGAAAAGGCCAGAUGAUAUGCGUAAUAGAGCUAGAGUCAGGGGGUAUUCUGGUGAACCUGAAAGGCGUAAUUCUCGUUAUGGGAGGUCCCGUUCCCGUUCACGCUCCUACUCUCCUCGCUAUCGGGGCCGUCCUCGGUCAAGGUCAAGGUCAUACUCUCCUGCUCCAAGACGGCGAGAUGAUUACUCUGCUUCCCCACCAAGAUCACAUCACACACAGUCUCCUAGGCGUCUGCCAAAGGGACAUGAAGAAGACGAGCGGAGAUCCUAUUCUCCUGCUGGUAGAGGUGGCGGCGAGCGUGAUGCUGAUACUAAUGGAAAGAGAAGGUCGCCGCCAUCUGACAUUGACAGGUCGCCUCUACGCUCACGUAGGCACUCCUCGGGGUCACCUGUGGGGUCGCGCUCAAGGUCCCCUGAAGCUUCUCCUGCCCGCAGCGACUGAUAAGAUUGGCGGUGUUACCCGUAUUGCCCCGUCUCCCGUGGCCAUGUACUCUUAUCUAUAGCUUCAUUGUCUGAGUAAAACCCAUCUGGGAUGUGUUGGCUGGUGCUGCGGUGCCUCUUUAGUUAGCAGAUGUGACUUGUUGGCUGCUUGGUGUUGCUGAACCUUGUACCAUUGUAGUGUUUUAUUGUGAACCGAGCCACAACUAAGCCACAAUUGUUAUUGUUGAUUAUGAUACGCUGUGCUAUCGAA
Molecule: messenger RNA, 1137 nt
Organism: Hordeum vulgare subsp. vulgare (domesticated barley)
Lineage: Eukaryota; Viridiplantae; Streptophyta; Magnoliopsida; Poales; Poaceae
Product: serine/arginine-rich SC35-like splicing factor SCL30
Exons: 8
Coding region: 100-888 (262 amino acids)
Biological process (GO): mRNA splicing, via spliceosome
Cellular component (GO): nuclear speck; cytoplasm
Molecular function (GO): RNA binding
Source: RefSeq, a predicted model, not a curated record